UGUUUACUCUAGAUCUUCACAGGCAACCUCUUUUGAGCAAUUACACCACUAACAUGGCCACUCCGAACAUGAACUCUGUCCCACCGACAGUGGUACCUCACGUCAACCGCCUCCUUGGUGCUCAUGUUCUCGUAUUCGGCGGCUCGUCUGGGAUUGGAUUUGCGGUAGCCAGUAUGGCGCUGUCAUAUGGAGCCACAGUUGUUAUCUCUGGCUCACAACAGGCCAAAGUUGACAGCAAAGUACAACUCCUACGAUCUCUGUAUUCCCCGACAUCCCCGGAAAAGGUCUCGGGCCAUGCGAUCGAUCUCAUGGAUUCCGAGAACCUCGAAGCGGGAUUGCAGUCAAUGCUCGAAACGGUGACACGGAAAGGCAGCAACAAGCUAGACCAUAUAGCGUUUACAGCAGGAGACCACCAUUCGUUGCCCAAGCUCUCUGAUAUCACCCUAGAGGAGGCCAUGCUUGGUUCCAAAGUCCGGCUUAUUGCACCCUUGUUCAUCGCCAAACUCGUCAGUACCGGGAGGUAUAUGCCUCUUUCGUCCGACUCUUCAUUUACGCUCACGGGAGGAAUCGGGACCACCAAACCGCUGCCUGGAUGGCUCAUGCCUACAGUAUGGGGAGCGUCUGCAGAAGGAUUGUCGCGUGGGCUUGCGGUAGACCUCGCACCGCUCCGUGUGAACAUCGUCAAGCCCGGCGCAGUCAAUACAGAAAUGCUGCAAGGGUUGCUCGACACAAUACCCACAGAGGCAAAAGAACACAUGAAGAAAAACCUUAAUCUACUGGGUACUUUUGGUCGACCGGAAGAUAUUGCUGAGUCGUAUGGUUGGAUCAUGAAGGACCGAUUUGUAACGGGGAUCGAGGUACCUGUGGACGGUGGCCAGGUACUUUUGAGCAAGUAACGAGGAAAUAGUGCUCGAUGUUCUUGGUAGAAUCUGCAUGUUCCUGCAAAUACGCUCAAAAGUGAAAUGAUCAGGUGAACCAUACCCACGCUUGGCUAUACAGAAC
This is a messenger RNA of Boeremia exigua, 1002 nucleotides long. RefSeq lists its product as uncharacterized. Lineage: Eukaryota; Fungi; Ascomycota; Dothideomycetes; Pleosporales; Didymellaceae. The transcript has a single exon. Bases 54 to 896 code for a protein of 280 amino acids. Gene Ontology annotation, molecular function: oxidoreductase activity. The record is from RefSeq and is a predicted model, not a curated record.